UGGAGACCAGUGAGGACGUGGAAAUCCGUCUGCAGUCCGCAGCCGGGACCCGGUAGCCUCUUCUUCUUGUGUUUUCACAGCCGUUAAUCCUCGAGCAGAAACGAAAGGGGAACUUGUUCUGUGUUUGUCACCUAUUUUAUGUGAGCGUUCAUGUAAGAAGAAGCAAAGGAGUGAAGAAUGAAACUCAAAGAGAUCAACCGCACGGCCAUCCAGAGCUGGAGUCCUGCUCAGCACCACCCCAUCUACCUGGCUACAGGAACAUCAGCCCAGCAGCUGGAUGCCUCCUUCAGCACCAAUGCGUCCUUGGAGUUUUUCGAGCUGGACUUGGCUGAGCCAGCUCUGGACAUGAAGUCAUGUGGCAGCUUCUCCUCCACUCACAGAUACCACAAGCUGGUGUGGGGUCCGUAUGGGAUGGACGCAGAAGGUCACCCGUCCGGUGUCCUCAUCGCCGGAGGUGAGAACGGCAACGUCAUCCUGUACGACCCUGCAAAGAUCAUCGCUGGAGAGAGCGAUGUGAUCAUCGCUGAGAGCGACAGGCACACGGGGCCAGUGAGAGCUCUCGAUGUCAACCCGUUUCAGACAAACCUGGUUGCAUCAGGUGGGAAUGAGUCUGAAAUCUAUAUCUGGGACAUGAACAACUUUGGUUCUCCUAUGACACCAGGACCUAAAACUCAGCCCCUGGAGGACAUCAGCUGCGUGUCGUGGAACAGACAGGUCCAACACAUCCUGGCCUCUGCCAGCCCGAGCGGCCGAGCCUCGGUGUGGGACCUUCGCAAGAAUGACCUCAUUAUUAAAGUCAGCGACCACAGCAACAGAAUGCAUUGCUCUGGACUGGCUUGGAACCCAGAAGUGGCCACUCAGCUGGUCUUGGCCUCAGAGGACGAUCGGAUGCCAGUGAUCCAGAUGUGGGACUUACGUUUUGCUACCUCUCCUCUCAAGAUUCUUGAGAAUCACUCACGAGGGAUCCUGUCCAUCGCCUGGAGCUUGGCUGAUCCCGAGCUGCUCCUGAGCUGUGGGAAGGACAACCGGAUCCUGUGCUGGAAUCCCAACACAGCAGAGGUGCUGUACGAGUUGCCCACCAGCAGCCAGUGGUGCUUUGACGUCCAGUGGUGCCCCAGGAACCCCGCGGUGCUGUCGGCUGCGGGCUUUGACGGACACAUCGACAUCUAUUCCAUCAUGGGAGGCAGCAGCCAGGCGCAGAGCCAGAGACACGCCGACCAGAUUAGCAACUCGUUUGGAAACAUGGAUCCUUUCGGCACCGGGCAAACGUUGCCCCCUCUGCAGCUGCCCCAGACCGCCGCCCCUCCAGCCACAGUAAACCCCCUGAAGAAGCCACCCAAGUGGAUCCGCAGACCUGUUGGAGCCUCGUUUGCCUUUGGUGGGAAGCUGGUGUCUCUGGAGAACGGAAAGCCGAACGCUCAGCAGCCUCAGCAGCCCACGUCACACGUUGUACAUAUCAGUCAGGUUGUUACAGAAACAGCCUUUUUGAAGCGCUCCGAUCAGCUGCAGGCCACUCUGAGCGCGGGCAGCUUCGUGGAUUUCUGCCAGGAAAAGGUUGAUGCAGCUGAGAACGAGUUUGAAAAGACUGUUUGGUCUUUCCUCAAGGCUAAUUUUGAAAGCGAUAUCCGCAACAAGUUCCUGGAGCUUCUGGGCUACAACAAAGAGGAGUUAGCCUUAAAGAUUUCAGCAGCACUGGAGGAGAAGCCUGCGGACCCUCUGAAGGUGGAGGAGCCUGCUCCCGCCGUCCUGCAGCCUUUACCAGGCCUCAGCCUCGUGCUGCCCGCUGACAAUCCUGAGGCGGCGUUCGACAUGAUCGCUGCGGCGAACCUUCAGCCGGCUGACACGCUUGAACCUGACGCCGCUCCUGAACCAGAGGCUGAAGAGCCAGAGGCAGAACAUCCAGAGGACGAUGUUCUUCUCAGUGAGCCGGAAGAAAUUAUGGACCAGGUUCUCCCAGAGGGGGAGGCUGAGGAGGAGGGGGAGGGGGAGGAGAUCCCAUUAGAGGAGGAGGUGGCUGCACCGGUGGAGGAGGAGUCCAGUCCAGCUGAGACCUCAGCUCCAGUUCAGGAGCCCACUCCGGUCCCAGCCCCAGCUCCAACCCCUGCAGGAGGCGUCAGUCUCAGCAUCAGUCAAGAUGUGGACGGGCUGAUCACACAGGCUCUGCUGACCGGAGACUUCGAGGGAGCUGUGGACCUCUGUCUCCAUGACAACCGGAUGGCAGACAGCAUCAUCCUGGCCAUCGCCGGCGGGGCCGAACUCUUGGAGAAAACCCAGAAGAAAUAUUUCACGAAAACACACAGCAAGAUAACAAAGCUGAUCAGUGCAGUGGUGAUGAAAGACUGGCAUGACAUCCUGAAGACGUGCGACCUGCAGAACUGGAGGGAGGCUCUAGCUGCCGUCAUGACCUACGCUCAGCCUGAGGAGUUCUCCUCCCUCUGUGACCUCCUCGGGGGCAGACUGGAAGCAGCAGAGGACGCUCAGCUGCAGGCUCAGGCCUGUCUGUGCUACAUCUGUGCUGGUAACGUGGAGAAACUCGUGUCUUGUUGGACCAGAGCUCAGGACGGACACUGUCCUCUCUCCCUCCAGGAUCUGGUGGAGAAGGUGGUGGUGCUGCGUCGUGCAGUGGAGCAGACCCAGCGCUCUGGUCCCGCUGCUAUUGGCAUCCUGCUGGCUGAGAAGAUGAGCCAGUACGCCAGCCUGCUGGCCUCGCAGGGCAGUCUGUCCACUGCCAUCGCCUACCUGCCUGACAACACCAACCAGGUUGCCGUACAGCAGCUUCGUGACCGUCUCAGUCGGGCUCUGGGGCAGCAGGCGGUGGCUCCUGCAGCUCCAGUGCAAACCCAGAGAGCUCGGUCUCAGCAGCCUGCCCCUCAGGCUCGGCAUGGCUCGGCCCUGCCCCGGCAUCCCUUCACCCCGGUGCAGCCCGCCAUGGUCCCUCAGCCCACGGCGGCGGCUCCGGUUCCCAUGCUCACACCUGCCUCUGCCCCUGCACAGCCGCAGUAUUACCAGCCAGUGAGGGCUGCCUCCACUGUCACCUCCUGGAGUAACCAAACUCCCACAGCCCUCCCCAAUGUCCCUCCUCCUCUUCAAGUAGGCAACGCCUCAGACCAGCAGGUGGAGCCUUCAAACUCCAUGUACGGGAUGCCGGCCUCCGGCGCAGCCGCUGCACCUCCGGCCUCCUCCACUCCUGCGUACAUGUACUCCCAUCAGUACCAGCCCUACCCCCAGGUCAACCAGUACCCACCUGGAGCUGGGGGGGCACCUAUCUAUCAGCCUCUUCAGUACACCUCCUCUGCUGCUCCUCCCCCUCCAGCAGAGCCCUCCUCCCCUCCUCACCCCCCUGGCUUUCUCUCUCAGUACACUCAGCCCAUCCCCUCUCAGCCAGUACCUCCGUUCUAUCCUGGACAACCUCCCAUCAGCCACUGCCUGUCCUCCUCUCCUCCCUCCCAUCCGCCUUUCUUUCCCACUGCCUCCUCCUCCUCUUCCUCGUCCUUUCCCGCUCCUCCGUCCUCCGGAGCGUCUUUCCAGCAUGGCGGGCCAGGAUCUCCUGUGUCGUACAUGCCUCCUCUUCCUCCAUCGAGCGGAGUCUCAGGUACACAGCUCGACCCUGACCCCGGGCUGAUCCCCGCCUCUCAGAGAACAGGGCCUCAGAACGGCUGGAACGACCCCCCAGCUCUGAGCCGAGCACCAAAGAAGAAGCACGUUCCAGAGAACUACACCCCUCCUGCCCCCAUCACUGCUCCCAUCAUGGCUCCGCUGGGCGCCGACCCCCAGGCCCAGCCCGUGUCCUCUGGGGCCCCUCAGGCCACGGUCCAGGGUGCGCACGGUGCCCAGGUCCCCUACUCAGGCAUGCACCAGCAGCAGCUCUCACCUCCAGCCAUGAACCCUGCGAUGCCCAAGACCAGUAUGGAGGGUGCACCGGGAGCACCUACUGGAGACCUCAUACAGCCUCUGCAGUCCAUCCCAGCGGAGAAGAUCAUGAAGAAGCCGAUCCCUGAUGAGCACAUGGUCCUGAAGAUCACGUUCGAGGGGCUCAUCCAGAAGUGCUUGGCCGUAGCUACAGACCCCCAAACUAAGAGGAAGCUCGAUGAUGCCAACAAACGUCUGGAAGCACUUUAUGACAAACUGAGAGAGCAGACGCUCUCUCCCGCCAUCGUAGGAGGACUCCACAACAUAGCCAGGACCAUAGAGUCCCGGUCCUACACGGAGGGCCUCAACAUCCACACUCACAUAGUCAGUAACAGCAACUUCAGCGAGACAUCAGCGUUCAUGCCCGUACUCAAGGUGGUGCUGACGCAGGCCAACAAACUCGGGGUCUGAUCCGGCAAAAAACGGAACUCCAGACUCGUCCUCGUCUUUGGCCGGUGGACGGUGGAGAGUGACCGGUCAGGGGUUAGAAACUGUUGGUCGCUUGUUUCAGAGGGAGCUCCGUUUGACUCGCAAUGCAAAUGAUGAAGAAUUCUGAGACGUAUGAAAAUACUGUUAGAUUCUUCUCUGUGCCAUUCACCUUUCCUGACACUCAACUCAAACACAAGCCAUGAUACCAGACGCACUCAGUGGUGAAAGUAAACUCUGAGCCCUGUGCAAACACAUUCACACAACAGUUAAAGGGCUAGAGACUGUUGAAUUAAAAUAAAUACCACCUUCAUCCACCAACAUGUCAACACUAAACGUUUGUUCUUCAUUCAGAUUUGCAGCCAUAUGAAUUAAUGUAAAAUCUUUGAAUAAAUAUGCAGCAGUCGAACUGAAGCAUAACUAAAAUCAAUUCAUAAAUAAAAAUAUAUAGAAAACAAACAGGAAAUUCAGGAAUUUUAAGGGCAUUUCUCUGAGAUCGCCAAAAUAAAUGUAGUCGAUUCCUAAAGUUACUGCAGCGCAGCAGGUUUUUGGCUCAGAACUGUGCGAUGAUGCAAACAGAAGUCGUCAUUUCAGAAAUAUUAGCUUGUUUCAUCUUUAUAGCCUUUCGAUAUUUGUGCACUACAACAAUCCUCAGAUACCUGAUAAUCAUAAAUAUGUAUAAGUUUCUCUAAAAAGUACAAAACCAUGCUUCAUUUUUUUAAACGUGUGAAUGCAUCAUUGCCUGCAUGUAUUUGAUAAGGAAGCUGCAGUUAGAAUAGAUAAGUGUGUUCAUUUGAACAGCAGGAGACAGAAUCUGGACUCAUUUAAAAACAGGACACGAUAUUAGCUGUUAGACUUUAAACCAAUCGUCCCUCUUUUAAGUAUUUAAAGCUAAAGAAAUGCUUGGAGGUACAGUUCUUUUUCUACAUGUACCUAAUACGACAUUUGCUUGGACUCUAAAAGCUGCUUUUACUGACUUACUUUCACCACUGGUGUCACUACAUACAACACGUUGGACCAAGAUGUUGUCAGUGUGUGGGAUGUGUCAAUGCAAAGCAAUGCAAUCCCAUCAGUUGAUGUUUAGUGAUGUUUUUGUUUUUUAAUUCUUCUUUGUUUUUUUUUUCUCAGCGUAAUCCCGAGGCUCAGCAGAGUGCAAUGGACUUUUUAAAAAGAGACUGUGCUUUUAUGGAAUUUUAAAGUAUGCAUGCUUAAACACCGCGCUAGCCGUCGUCUUUAAUGGCAUUCAAGGUAAUUAUCUGCUAAUUAAUCAGACCUCCGAAGGAAACUGGACACAGACUUGUACUUGAUUUUCAUUCCAACCAUAAUGAGGGCUCCAGUCUGAGUGGUCAACCUCAGUUCAUGUUGUUAAUAAAAGAAACAAGUCUUUGUUUUAGAUUGACUACAUGCAAUAUUUUCAAUAAAUAGUAUUUAUUUACAAUAUAACGUUGCAUUAUU
Messenger RNA from Toxotes jaculatrix (banded archerfish), 5790 nucleotides. RefSeq names its product SEC31 homolog A, COPII coat complex component (gene sec31a). Gene Ontology annotation, cellular component: endoplasmic reticulum exit site; COPII vesicle coat. Gene Ontology annotation, molecular function: protein binding; structural molecule activity. NCBI's taxonomy places the organism in Eukaryota, Metazoa, Chordata, Actinopteri, Toxotidae. The coding region runs from base 178 to 4320 and encodes 1380 amino acids. The transcript is spliced from 28 exons. Gene Ontology annotation, biological process: intracellular protein transport; endoplasmic reticulum to Golgi vesicle-mediated transport; COPII-coated vesicle cargo loading. The record is from RefSeq and is a predicted model, not a curated record.